Molecule: messenger RNA, 3179 nt
Organism: Leptinotarsa decemlineata (Colorado potato beetle)
Lineage: Eukaryota; Metazoa; Arthropoda; Insecta; Coleoptera; Chrysomelidae
Gene: Rab39
Product: RAS oncogene family member Rab39
Biological process (GO): Rab protein signal transduction
Molecular function (GO): GTPase activity; GTP binding
Source: RefSeq, a predicted model, not a curated record
CAUUGUCUCAGAACUCACGAGUUCUAUUCUAUGCCAUUUGUCAUUUUGAACUCUUUUGUCAUAACAAGCAAAUGUAAUUUAUUAGUUUGUACUUUUUGUAGUGGAAGAUUAUCUUUUAAAUAAAAACAAAAAAAGUGAUGUUUUAAAAUGGUAGAACCUAUAUUCGAUUACCAAUUUCGCUUAAUAUUAAUAGGUGACAGUACUGUGGGAAAAAGUUCUCUGUUGAAAUAUUUCACGGAUGGAAAAUUUGCUGAGCUUUCAGAUCCUACCGUAGGAGUGGACUUUUUCGCAAGGCUUAUUGAAGUGAAAGAUGGUACUAGAAUCAAACUUCAACUAUGGGAUACGGCAGGACAAGAGAGAUUUCGGUCCAUAACAAAGUCAUAUUAUAGAAACUCGGUCGGUGCUCUCCUGGUAUAUGAUAUUUGUAACAGGGCAAGUUUCGAACACAUACCAGUGUGGAUGUCAGAGGCCAGAAGACACAUUGAGCCCCAUCGUCCAGUUUUUGCCCUUGUGGGCUGCAAAGUAGACCUUGUCAACAAUGGAGGUCAACGAGAAGUGUCGAAAGAGGAAGCGAAAGCGUUUGCGGAUCAGCAUGGUCUGUUUCACAUGGAAACAUCCGCAAAGACUGGCAUGAACGUGGAGGAAUCUUUCAAAUGUGUCACUCAAGAAGUAUUUAACAGAAUUCAAACAGGUGAAUAUAAAGUAGAAGAUGGUUGGGAUGGUAUUAAAACAGGUUUUGCCAGACCUAAUGGUCUAGAUUAUAAUUUAGUUGAAGCCGAGGCAGCAAAGUCAUCCUGCUGUUAGGUUGGCAUGGAAAUGGUGAUUUUUAUCAAGUGAUUCUAUAAAUUAUGUAAAUAUAUGUUUAAGGUAUUCAGAUUGGUGAUAGUGUAUAGCGAAGUAGACUUGCUAUGAAAUACUGAGUCUAAAAACUAUUUUUAGAAACUGUUCAAUCUACAGUAGGAAGGACUAAAUGUCGUUUGAAAAAUAUUUUAUUUCUAUGAAUUCUCAACAAAUACCAACUUGGAGCAUAUUAGCUUUAGAUUAUGAACAUCUGCAGGAUACCCAUUUGACAGCUAUUUGCCAAAUAAUGUAUAAACAAUGGACAUCCAAAUGUAUAUAAAUGUCCAGAAAAUACUAACCUGUAUGUCUAUGAGAUAUCCAUCAGGGACAUCCAUAUAUCAUCCUUCAAGGACAUUCUUGAAAUACCCUUUUUUUUUUGUUGGUAGUCUGAAGAAGUAGAAAACAAAAAGUGCAAGGAAUUAUCUUAGCAAGACAAGCAAAAAGAUCUAAAUGUCAUUGCUGUUCAUCUUUAUUUUGAAAAUUAAAUAACGUUCAACUUCAUAUAAGCAGCUCUUCAGAUGAACUAUUCAUUUUUUUUGUUUAUUUAAUGUCAUAUGGAUGUCCACUACAGGUCUACCGAGGGAUAUUUUAUAGACAAUCAUUUUAUGUCAAGGAUAUUUCGACCUGAAUUGGAUAUACGUAGGAUUUUUUGUGUUGUGUGGAAAUCCUGAUGUGAUUCACUGUCAGAAGAGAAAUGAAAAAGUUUUUGGGUAGUAUCGACUUUUGGUCUCUGCUGUAGAUUUAAGUAUAUAUUGAUCAAAUGGUUCACUUACAAUGAGAUUUAUGGAACAUAUAUUGAAUUAGAGUAUAUAUCAAACAGAACCUAUAUGGGAAUCAUAGAAUAGAUUACAUAUACGCUAUGCCUAUUUAUUUUUUUAUUUUUGAACGAAUUACUGAAAAUGGAGAGUUAUUUGCACUUUCAUUUCUGCCUCAUUUGGAAGUUGAAGUUUUCUACUAUAAACAUUUUGAAAUAGUCAAAUAAUUCAUAAAUCAUGAAUGAUUGUGGGCUUAAUAAUAAUUGUUUGUCAUUUGUUGUUUAUUGAAAUCAAUGUUCAAAGGUUGUAAAUUAUCUCAACAAAAAAGUUAUCAAUUAUGUAUUUAUUCAAUUUCUGAUAGAGGUACAAGACUGGUUGUACUUUGCUGUUGACCAAGGCCAGAGAAUGCUAAUAUUGAUUAGGAGAUAUGAAUUCCAAUUGGUUUUUUCUGUUCAGUAUUCGAAUGUCAAUGGAGAGCAUUGAAUUUAUUAAUUUUAAAAUUAUUUAUAUGAUAACUUGUGAUGAGUGCAACUGAAAUAGUUCAGUAUUUUGAAACAACUCUUUGAGCUUUUGUUUCUUCAGUUUUGCCAAUAGAAUUAAUCCAACAGAAAAAAUUCAAUAAAUCUCCAUCAUAACUUGGUGUGAUCACACAAAGUUUUUCAUAAUUUUUUCCAGUAAUUUUCAUUCUUUUAUUAUUUCACCUGUGUUUGGUUGUUACUUGAAAUUUUUAACACAUAUUUCUCUACAAUUUCAGUACAAAAAUCAAUAUGUUGAAAUAAUGAUCUGUAUCAGUCUUUUUCUUGUUUGAUUAUUUAUAGAUAGAUUGAUUUUUUUAAUCACGAUAUUCAGUACAUUUAUGACAAGUCAAAACAGUUGGUACAAAUGAUUGUAAAGACCAAUUAGUAGUAAAAAAUAAAACUCUGGGUAUUCACUAAUAUUUGGAUUUUAAAAAUUAGUAAUUGUCAACUUGAAUUGACAUAAACACUUAACUUUUUACAUGUUAUGUACUUAUUAGUAUGAAUUUGUAUUCAGAAUUUUUGGCAUAUUUACAAACUUGUGUGCCAACUUUGAAAAACUUGACUAUGCCAAAUAAAAAUGGUUCAAAUAAAUUCAUUGGUACUACAAUUUUUGAUACCUUCAUGCAGCUAUUCAAACUUCUUUAACAUAUUUUAAAAUUAACUAGUAUAAACAAUUGAAAUACUUCAACUUUUGAUGUUUUUUAUAAUUUUUUUCAAUAUCUUCAUUGUAUUAUCAAAAGUUCAACAGUAGAUUAUCUAUAAUCGACAGCUCAAACUGAUCAGUCGAUUAUAGAUAAUUGACAGUUCAAACUCAUGAUUGGAGCUGAAUAAUCGAGUGCUUGAAAAAUACUCAGUAUCCCUUCAGCACUUUUUUUUUCUAUCAAUUUUAAUCGAUGAUGAUUUCUAUUGGAGCUCAACAAAUUAUAUUAAUUUUAGUAAUGUAUGAGUACCUACUUGAUCUAGUCCAAAAACAUUCACAUAAUUUUAAGAGAAAUUUGACAUGUUAUUAUGUACAAUAAUGUACUGAUUUGCACUUAUUGAAUAAUAAAAAAAAUUAAAAUUUUGA